This is a messenger RNA of Kockovaella imperatae, 765 nucleotides long. RefSeq lists its product as hypothetical. The transcript is spliced from 3 exons. Lineage: Eukaryota; Fungi; Basidiomycota; Tremellomycetes; Tremellales; Cuniculitremaceae. The record is from RefSeq and is a predicted model, not a curated record. The coding region runs from base 1 to 765 and encodes 254 amino acids.
AUGCGUAAAAGGCAUGAACCUUCAGAUGCCAGCAAUCAGCCGGUCAAGGAUGGUUCUGCUGGACGAGCCUCUGCCACUGAUAGACCCCUGAGAGCUCACCCGAAUUUCUGUGUUGUCCGUCAACCUUCUGCGGAUGCCUUGGUCGAAUACCGAGUCUAUAACGUGAGGUACCAUCCUAGUGGCCGCGUUGUACGAGGUGAUGGAUGGGGACUGUUAGACCUGAUCGUCCUGAGCGGUCUGGUAUACGCGGCGAGCAGGACUCAAUGGACCUCCUACAUCGCUCAAGAGGAACGGUUGGACUUUUGGCAUCUUUGGCAAUCUCCAAUCACCUUACUGCUCGUCUUCCUCGCGUGGUCUUUUGUCAAAACUCAGACUGUUCUGUAUCAGUCAAUCACAGUGAAUGCCGACUACACUUUGGCAUUGAAGACAGUCCGAGGGAUAUCUAUACCGACGAUUCGUCCUGACGGUCUGCGUUCCGUUGACAGACACCAUAUCCCUUUACGGAUCACAAGACACCUGGUCGCUCUGUCAGAGGUCUCGACAAUCGUCAUCAACGAAUGUCUCACGCGAUGGAAUGCAAGAUACUACCUCGCCGUGCUCUGUCUGGGAGGAAACAUUAUCGUCCCAUUCGACAUUGUGUCCCCGGUGCACGCUAUCCUCGUCGAGAUCUACCAUGAGCUUCACGAGGUGCUGGCGAAGUACGAUGAUGAGACCGGAAAGGCGAGUCACAAGGAGGAUUCGGCAGAAGGAGAACCAAUGGCAUAG